This is a messenger RNA of Mytilus trossulus (common blue mussel), 1351 nucleotides long. RefSeq lists its product as uncharacterized. The record is from RefSeq and is a predicted model, not a curated record. The transcript is spliced from 2 exons. Bases 10 to 1269 code for a protein of 419 amino acids. Lineage: Eukaryota; Metazoa; Mollusca; Bivalvia; Mytilida; Mytilidae. Gene Ontology annotation, molecular function: protein binding.
GACAUAAACAUGUUUUUCAUUCAAUUUAUUUGCAUAAGCAUUUCAAUAAUAGGAAUUUUAGCCAUAUCCCUUGGUUCAGAGUCCGAAUCCUUAUUAACCUGUUCAAAAUUUCAUUUUGAAGAAAAGGUCUUGGAAAAGAUGAUUCGCUUGGAAAAUAAAAUGGAAGUCUAUUCGGAAAAGAUUAAACUCUGGGAAGAGUCUGUUUCUUCCAAAUUGGAACAUAAAAUGGAAGUAUAUGCAGAAAAGGUAAAGCUAUGGGAAGAGUCUGUUUCGUCUAGUUUGAAUAAAGUUACUGAAGCAAUGAAACAAACAGAGACAUUCGUUGAUUCAAUGCGAGGCGCACAUCUAUUGGACCAAACACGGUUUAAUGAUUCUUUCCUUGAAGUGAAGAAACAAACAAAAGCAUAUGUUGAAUCAAUGCGAGACGCACAACUACAGGACCAAACACGGUUUAAUGAUUCUUUCCUUGAAGUGAAGAAACAAUCAGAAGCAUUUGUUGAUUCAAUGCGAAACGCACAUCUACUGGACCAAACACGAUUUAAUGAUUCAUUCAUUGAUGUUAAGAAAAAAGCAGAAAUAUUUAUUGAAUCAAUGCGUAAUGCACAGCUACAGGACCAAACACGGUUUAAUGAUUCUUUACUUGAAACUAUAGAUCGUUUUAAAUCGCAGUCAAAAAAUGAAACUGAGUACAACAAAAGACAGAUGAAUUCAUUGUUGGAUUCCUUUUCUUCAAAAAUUCAAGAAUUAAAUGAAGCUGAACGUACAAGGGAAAACACAACAAAGUUAUCACUUCUUCAAGAACAGAAUAGAUUUAAUAAAUCGUUCGAUAAGAUUGCAGAAGACUUCCAGGUUCGCUUCAACAAGCUUUUGCAAGACAUUGCUUUAAAACAGCAGAAAGUUGCUCUGACCGCCUGUGCCACAGGUUCUACAGUGCCAGGUGGAGCAGUUGUACAAUUUCCGAAUAUCAAAACCAACAUUGGGAUAACCGACUUAUCUGCUUAUAAAUCAACUGGAAAAUUCGUGUGUACUGUUGCUGGAUUGUACCAUGUUUCGGCCGUUAUGAUGACAAAAACUGAUGGACAACGUUACUAUAUUUAUAAAAACAGUGACAGGAUGAUAACAACACUUUACGGUAAAGUUCACUCUUAUGAAACUAAAACCAGUGUUUUUGUCACGAUGUUGGAUGUCGGUGAUGAAAUAACAGUAAGGACUAGUGGUUCUCAGUAUAUAUAUCAAUUUUCAUGUUUCACAAUUGUUAAACUAAACUAAAAGAAGUUUAAUUUAAGGUGUUUAUAACUUUUGAAGAUUGGUUAUAUAGCAUGUUUCCAGUACCAAAGACAGCUUAUAUAUA